Molecule: messenger RNA, 2169 nt
Organism: Capsaspora owczarzaki ATCC 30864
Lineage: Eukaryota; Filasterea; Ministeriida; Capsasporidae
Exons: 2
Molecular function (GO): calcium ion binding
Source: RefSeq, a predicted model, not a curated record
AUGACGAGCGCGGCUGCCUUGUGCUUGACGCUCCUCUUGGCCAUUGCAUGGGGCAAUCAGCCCGCAUUCGCAGUGCAGUACCGUGCGUAUGUCACAGCAUACAUUCAUGGCAUGAACGUCGAAGGCGACUGCGAUCCAUUCGGUGGCUCCUGUGACACGGAAUGCAGUUCGUCUGUAACGUUUCCGCCCGCUGCUGCGGUAUCCAAAAAUCUCGGCGAGUACGACGACUCUUCAAACCCCGUUUGGAACUCGUACUAUUACAACAACCAGCCGAUCGACAACUUUGGGGGCAAGAUCAUUUGGUACUUUAAUUGCAACGACUACGAUCCCACCAGCGCAAACGACGACAUGGGUCGAUACAACACGCCAGCUGACCACCAGGCCAUGAACGUCAACACUGACUACGGAAACGUCGCGGCCGGCACUUGGUACGACCUCGGAGGAACAACUGGCAGCGACGAUUUGUCCGUCUACCACAUCUAUGUCGCGUACCGAGCCAACUGUGACACGGAUUACUACAAUAACAACUGCGGUGAAUACUGCCAUGCUGGAAACCCUCCCGCUUGUACCGACUGCAAUCCCUCAACAGGCUAUUGCAUCUGCAACCCUGGCUACCAGGACAAAGACUGCGGCACCUGCUCCACCAACUACUGGCAAGUUGGCACGUCGGGACAGCCUGGGUUCCAGUGCGUGUACUGCCUCGGACAAAACACGGCUUCUGCUUGCUACUCGUGCCAAGCUGGUGGUGUCAAGGUUUGCUGCGACGCUUGGAAGGGCACCGAAUGCAACGUGAAGAAGUCCUGCGGCGCCUUCCCUGUCGCACCAGCAAACUCUGCGCGCGCAACCGAUGGCACUUCUUGCACGUGCUCAGAGUAUCAAUGCACUUGCAAGUACUCGUGCAGCGCAGGCUACACUGCUACGCCCGUCACCUCCACAUGCGGCUUCGAUGAGCAAUGGACAACGGUUGCCGGACUCCAAUGCCUCGAUGUCAACGAGUGCGCUCCGGGAGGCGGAAACCUGUGCGCCCAGAACUGCACCAACACGAUCGGCGACUACACCUGCAGUUGCAUGCCCGGCUACAACCAGAACGGCGACGGUCGCGGCGAGUAUGGCUGCACGGGUAUUGAUGAAUGCGCCACAGCAGGGCAGGGCGGCUGCGCUCAAGACUGCACCAACACUCCGCUCUCGUACUACUGUGGCUGCUUUGCUGGAUUCACAUUGGCGCCGAACGGCAAGGACUGUACCGACAACAACGAGUGCACGCUUGGCACCCACAACUGCGACUCGCACGCAAGCUGCACCAACACGUAUGGCGGAUUUUACUGCACCUGCAAUGCUGGAUUUACCGGUGCGGGGACUGCGGGUACAUGUGUCAACACGAACGAAUGCGGGCAGUCGCCAUGCGUGGCAAAUGCCGCGUGCGUCGACUCGCCAGGCUCGUUCACGUGCACCUGCAACGCUGGCUACACUGGCGACGCGUACGUGUCGCACAACGGCUGGUGCGCUCACGUCAGUGCCGUGUCCUUUGCCGACUCGUCCGUCAUGGUUGUCAGCAAGCCCGCGAGCGGAAACAUUACUGUGACGCUGCAAGUGAAUGCGAGCGCUUCGGUCGACCUCUCGAGCGUUCAGUUCUCAGUCGUCGGCACCAACGCCACUGCGGGUGUGGACUAUGUGGUCUUGACGGCGUCUCCGUUGGUCUUCAACGUGUCGGAUACGUCCCGCGUGAUUCAGGUGGCCAUUCUGAGCAACAGCUUCACGACCAACUUGCAGAGCUUGAACAUCCAGUUGCACGACCCAGUCCACCUGGUCGUUGAUCGCUUCAACAACGCCACUGUCAUCAUUAACGCAGCAGGCACGGUGCGCUUUGCCCAAGCCUCGCGCGCCUUCAGCGUCAACAUUACUGCUGGAAGCUAUGCCCUCACUGUCGAACGCGUGUCGGCUUCGUCUUUGGCACGCGCCGUCAAUGUCACCAUCUACCGUAGCCAGCCCGCCCCGCAGUGGUUCUCUGUGGUCAUCGCUGUGAACCAGCUGACUGCUGUUUUGACCGUGCCGCUUGCCAUGUCGACCGCGCCCUCGUUCGAUACCGUCUACACGUACACCAUCACCAAUGCCACAUUGAUUGGCUCGACUGCGCGCCCUCCAUACAUUGGCGACUAUGCCACAGCAGCC